AUGCAGACGAAGAACCAGAAGCACCACCCUCCGACCACUCCCGGCGCCGUCUACUAUACCCAUGGAUACAGCAUGGGCAGCGACGAGGUCGCAUUGAUGGAGACCAUUAUCGCAGUGCAGAAGAGGGCCGUCGAGUACCUCGACAGCAACGAGUCCAACAGCGACCCGCGUCUCAGGCUCGUCGCCUCACGCGUUGCCCAAUGGCUCCCGGAAUCGAUUGAACAUGAAGCGGAAAAGGCCAAAGCUGCAGUCCGGCGGAUUGCAAUCGAGCUCGACGACCUCUGGUACAACCACCGCGACACGAUGGAGAAGCUCACCAAGGGCGACGAGGAGCUCGACCCCAAGGCGCUCGAGCGCGCCAUGAGGCCCCGGGAGGAGGCGGAGGCGGCACACAAGGCGCCCUUGUUCGACAUCACCGUCAAGCGCGACGGGCAGGAGAUCUCCCUUGACAACGGGCCCAUCGUCAUCGCUCCUGGCUCUUCCAAAGUUGUCUUCACCUGCAAGCGCCGUCGCGCGCCGGCUGCGCAGCCCACUGCCAAUGCCACUGCCGCGCCUCGUGUUGCCGCCGCUGACAAAGGGAAGGCGUCGGCCCAUGCGGCACCCAUCACCACCACCGCGCCCACCACCGACGACCCCGCCACUACUGAGCCCAUAUCCGCGGGGUCCAAUGCCACGUCCGCUGCGCCGCGUUCGAAGACGCCUGCGUCGCGUCGCGCGGCGAAUAAGGAAAAGGACGCGGGCGAGGGCGAAGGCACUGACAGCCCCAACAUCCCCACUCCUAUCCCGAGGGCAACACCGGAGAAGAAGCGCAAGCCUUCCUCCCGGAUCGAGAAAGCCCAAAUCCCUGCGCUCGACCUCUCGGGCGGUGCUGCAGAGGAGGAGGCGCCGGCGCCGCCUCAGGACGAUGCUGCUGAGGGCGAUGCCCCCGAGCCUGCGCCUGUCGCCGGGCCGUCGAAGCCGCGCAGGGCGUCGUCGCGCAAGGCCGCCUCCUCGAAGGCUCCUGAACCCAAAGCCGCUUCUCCCAAGCCUGCUAAAGCAAGGGCUGCUGCCAAGGCGGCUGCUACCAAGGCUGCUACCAAGGCCGCCACUACCAAGGCCGCCGCUACGAAGCCUGCCGCAUCCAAGGCUGCUACGAAGCCUGCACCCUCCAAGGCCGCUGAUAAGAAGCCCGUCGCUUCCAGGGCCCCCACUCCCAAGGCCCCGGAGCCUCAGGAGACAGCCGCUGGACCGUCGAAGCCUAGCGCUAACAAGCGCAAGCGCACCGAGGAGGUCGAGGAGGAGCCCACCGCUGCAGAGGAGGCCCGCCCCACGAAGGGCCGCAAGGCUACCAAGGCGCAGACUACCGUCGAGCCCGCCAGGCGCUCUACGCGCAGCAGGUCCACUGUCCCGCGCGACUAACUGAACGCGCCACUCUCGACGGACACUUAUAUCUCUCAUCUGACCGCAUGCAUGUAAUCAUCUCGCCUGUACGUAUCUGGCUGCCGCCCCCUUUCCCUGGCUGUUCCUCUAGUCACGGAUACCCCCUUGCCACCGCAUACCUCGAAGCUGGUUGAAUUAGUACACACCGUU
This is a messenger RNA of Schizophyllum commune H4-8, 1569 nucleotides long. RefSeq lists its product as uncharacterized. The record is from RefSeq and is a predicted model, not a curated record. The transcript is spliced from 3 exons. The coding region runs from base 1 to 1398 and encodes 465 amino acids. NCBI's taxonomy places the organism in Eukaryota, Fungi, Basidiomycota, Agaricomycetes, Agaricales, Schizophyllaceae.